CAAGAUCCUUAAUCCCCCAAAAUCCCCUGCCUUGUUGGGAUUGUUAAUUAGAGGAGGAGGAGUUAAACCUUUUUUCUUUUUUCUGUUAAACAAAAACCGACUCUGACGUGUUACAAGUAGUAUUAGAUUUGGCGGGUUCCCCUGUUUCUUUCUCUGCUCUCUCUCUUAUAUUUUGCUCUUUUUUCUUUCUUUCUCUCUGCAAUCCCGAAUCCCAAGAAGAAGCCACCGCAGAACAAGUCACCUGGACUCUCUUGAGCACCUGAAAUUUGUUUUCCAAAAGCAGAGUUUUAUCAGGGAUGGAUAUGUUCUACAGAUCUUUCCUCGAUCCUGACAUUGUAUCCAUGAUUGAGAGAAUGCAUCCUCCCAGGGUAUCUGUGGAUAAUGAUUCUUGCUCAGAUUGUAGCCUUGUGAAGGUCGAUAGCGCGAACAAGCAUGGGAUACUACUGGAGAUGGUCCAGUUUUUGACAGAUUUGGAACUAGUAAUUUCCAAAUCAUACAUUUGUUCUGAUGGUGGCUGGUUAAUGGAUGUCUUUCACGUGACAGACCAAAAAGGGAAGAAAAUUAGGGACGAAGGCCUCAUUAAUCAUAUCCAGCAGGCUUUUGGUACAGGCAAAGAAGUUUCAAAAGAGCUCCAACUAUCUUUGCGCAGAAAUGUUAGACCAACUCAUAUCUCCAGUGAGCACACUGCCCUUGAAAUGACUGCAAUAGAUAGGCCCGGUUUGAUGUCAGAGAUCUCAGCUGUUUUGGCUGAAAUGGGAUGCCAUAUUUCAGCAGCUGUGGUUUGGACUCAUAAUUCUCGUUCAGCAUGCAUCCUUUAUGUGGCAGAUGAUUCUAAUGGUGCACCUAUUACUGAUCCAUGUCGAGUGGCACGUGUACAGGCCCAGCUGGAAAGUGUCGUCGAGGCUCAUCACGUUAAUGAUGAAAAGCGGAGUGUGAGGUUGGCAUCUCCCCCAUCUGGAAAAACUCACACCGAAAGACGACUUCACCAGUUGAUGGAAGCUGAUAGAGACUACGAGGCGUGCUGCUUUUCUUGUUGUGAGGGGAUACCUAGUAAGGAUGUGGAGUUCUACCCAUAUGGAAAGUGUGAUGAGGAGAGGCUGAACCAAUGUGACGCUACGCACGUGAAAGUAGAGAACUGUAAAGAGAAAGGUUACUCAAUUAUCACUGUGAGGAGUAGAGAUCGACCGAAGUUAUUGUUUGAUACUGUAUGCGCUUUGACAGACAUGCAGUAUAUUGUGUUCCAUGCAGCCGUAAGCUCAAAAGGGUCGAGAGCUUUUCAGGAAUACUAUGUAAGGCACAAAAGAGGAUGCACCCUGGAACUGGAGGCUGAGAGAAGGAGACUCAUUCAGUGUCUCAUUGCAGCCACAGAGAGGAGAGUGUCUCAUGGGAUAAGGCUGGAUGUGAGAACCCAAAACAGAUUAGGAUUACUAUCAGAUAUUACGAGAGUCUUUAGAGAAAAUGGACUAUCCAUAACAAGAGCCGAGAUUGGAUCGAUUGAUGAUAGAGCUGUUGGAACAUUCUACGUUAAAGACACUUCCGGGCAGACUGUUAGCGGAGAAACACUUGAGAUGGUAAAGAAAGAAAUUGGAGGCACCAUUCUGGUGAUUGACAAGUCAGUGGAUGAGCAACCUGAAACCACUCAUUCAAACCCGAGUGGAGAUAGUAGUAGUAGCAGUAGCAAUGGCUUGGUGGAGAGGAGGACGGUCUCAUUUGGGAGUGUGUUGUGGUCUCAACUUGAGAGGCUGUCAAGCAAUUUCAAGCCUAUAAAAUCAUAAUAGGAACUGUGACAAGAUGUGAAUCUGAUUCAUGUGUGUAUAAGUUGCUUCCAUGUAGGUUUUCUUUUGUACAUAUUAUGCCUGGCAACUCUCAGUAUUGUGUACAUAAUAGGAUUUUCUCUCGUGAUCAACUCUGAAUAUUUGUAUAUAAUAGCUUCCCAUUCGGUCAUUCCUAGUGCACAUUGGGAGAUUACAAUCUUUCUGCUCAUUAAUAUCUCAGGCCUGUAAGCUUUGUCACACUAACAGAGAUAUAAAAGUUCAACAUGUUGCCUUGCAUCGUAUAAUGUUGCUCAGCGGAAUAAACAAAGACAUUCUGUGAUAUAACGUCAUCCAAAUGAGGGUGUCUAUUUACAAACUUACAAUUACAGCUAGGACUUGGUCCGCACCAAAUAGACAGGAAUUACACUAUAAACACGUUUUCCUUUCUUUUCAGAAAUGCAAAUUUAAUAAACAAUUUCCAGAGAUGAUUCUUCAAACAUCAUGCUGACAUGUCUCUCAAGAUUAAACCAGUUAAGGCUCUUUUUCCAACUUGAAGUCGCCUUUUUGCAUCCAACACAUUCAAGACGGAGACUCCAACAAGUUGCAAAAGCUUUUCACAAUUGAACCCAAUCUCUAGAGUCUUUAUCUGAACUGUAACUUGGUUUUUUGAGGCUUGUCGGCACAUCUUCAUCAUCCUCUUCAAGAUCACUAAAAGACACGUCCUCCUCAUUCUCAAUAGGGAUUGUCGAUCCAGCAAUGCCACCUACUUCUGUGCUCUCUUCCUUUAACCAAUCAUCAGCAUCAUCUUCAUCGUUCUCUUCUGUGGAGUGAGUUUGCAUAUUUUGACCCUUGUUCUGGUCAUCCGUUUUCAAGGCCACAGGUUUAUUGGAAUUUUGAACUUCAAUGCUCCUAAAAGGUUGUUCCUCAGUCCCAUAUUCUUCUGCUGCAGUGGAAGCAGAAGUUUCAACAACAGAUGUUACAGGCACGCUGUCAUGAUCAGUGCUGGAUGGUACAGAAAGGGUUUCUUCAUUUUGACUGUAGGAGCUGUCUUUGGCAUCAAUUGUGCCCUCUCCAGCCAAUACCUUGGCCUUACUGCGGUUCUGCAGUUCCUGUGAUAACAAGGCCCUGGCAUUCAUAAUCUGCAUUCGCCAUAUGAAAUGCCAAAGGAGAGGAAUAAAUGUCAUAACCGAGCAAGACAAUAACUUGAAAAUCCACUGCACAAUAAAGAUAAAUACACAAUACUGAAAUGGCAAAAAUAAAAAUGAUCACAGGUGAAUGGUUUUAAAACAUUCACUGAAAGCCUCACGUCUGGAAUGGUUUUAAAACAUGGACAUUCCUAUUCCUCAGAGAAGUUUACAAGCCACUGAAUAAAUAGCUCCAGUAUCAAAUGGAAGAUCAAGUAGCAAACAAACUAUCCAGCUUUGAUACCGGUGCCAGAACCCACACAUGUCCGCCAAGUGGGUAAGGCGUGACGAUUUUUACGUUAUACUUAAGACAGAAAAGAUUUGACACCAUGGAAGGUCAGCAAUCAGCAUGGCUGAUAUUAAAGUUAGAUACACCAGUGACCCACAAAAAUUGGUGUUUUAGUCAUCAUGUCUAGAGUAUGAGAAAUCAGGAGAGUUGGAUACGCAGGUCACACCAAAACUUGAACUAUUUAGUUCAGGUUCUUUCUUAUAUUUAUGAGCUUACAUGGAAACCUAGACAUCAAUCAAUAAACAGAAACAACAGCCCAGGAGCAUCCCGUUGUCCCACUGGAUAAGUUAGCAUAUACAUCAAUCAAAUCGGAGAAACAGCAAAGUCAUUUUGAGGCAGCAAAAACUGAUGCAAAAAAUGAUCCAAAAUUAAGGUCGCCACUUCCCCAAAUCAAUAUACAACAAGCCCUAAUAAGCUCCAAACAUUAAAUAUUUUAACCAACAUACCAAAUACCAACCCACUUGAAUUACCAUUGCCGAAAGUGAAAAAGGAAAUGAAGUAUCAGACUCAGCCAAACUUACCUGCGGUGUUGAUAACAACACAGCAUCUUCCUUAUCCAGCCUAGGAUGAAGAAGCACAAAGUAUAUCUUCCAAAAACAGCUCUCACUCAUAUAACCUGGGCAAAGUUCAAUCCGCAAUGCGGCUAAACCUGGGGCAAGGUGUUCAACAGCUAAAGCGUGUUCUUGUUGAGCAUCAGACAUUUCAAAAUCUGAGCAUUAAGAAAUAUCAGAAAUCAGUAUCACCGAGCAAUGUUUUGACAGAGUAUAGAAACUAAAACAUCUUAAAGAACCUAAAUCUUACAAAAGGAUAAUCAGAUUCUAAACAUGGGCUCUAUAUAAAUGCCUUAUAAGAUCAGAGUGGUCAAUACUACCAGGCAGCUAAGUAUCUGGCAUGCUCUGAAUAGGAUAAGAUUCAAAUGAUAAACCAAGAGUUGGCACAUAGCCAAAGGAUAAAUCAACCAAAAGUCAUAUGAAAUCAUAACAUAUGUAUCGGACUAGAUCAUAGACAUAAAUGUCAUCAACCUUAUGAUGCAUUCAUUUGCAUCACUAAGAUGGGACAUAGAUGAAAUUGAGAAAUAACUAGUAGUCAUUCAUAUGUCCAGGCUAAAGAAGUGAGCAGCUAAGUAUUACUUUUGGAAGAGCCAUAAGAAGCAACCAAGUUUAGUCCUCCUUUAUGGGUCUGAUAUUUGAUUAUCUAUAUAUUUCAUCUAGCAUCAUCAUUAGAUUACAUUUCUGAAGAACACCCAUCUCGGAGUAGCUGCACCAACAAGGUUUAUAGCAACAGAGAUUUUUCGACUAUUGUUUGCAAGAACUCGAACCUAACUAAUCAUAUAGUGGAUCACUAACAGCUGCUUAUGUCUCUGAACUUUAAACCAUUUGUGACAAGGAAAGAAACAAAAUAUUACCAUCAUCAUCAGCAUUAUCGGGAAGUGGAAAAUCAAGCCAGGUUUCGGGAUGGGUUGCAAUGUCUCUGGCGAAAGAUACAACUUCAUCAGUCACACCAAUGACACCCUUCCUGGAACUAUCCCCUUCCACCGCGUCCUCCUCCUCAUCGGAUCCCAAUUGCAGAAGAUUCGAAGCCAUUUUCGUGAUCUCCGAUACGGCAAUAUUAUUGGAUAUCAUAGAUAUCCCAGUACGAAAUUUGCCUCCAAUCUCCGCAAAAUCGUUGCGGAUCCCCAUUAUUCCAGCCGGGUCGUCUUCCGAACCCGAAUUGGGAUCAAGGUCGGGCUUCGUAGAUUCGGAUUCUUCCAGGGGUUUGUAGGGCUCGGACUGGGGCGGGGGAGCGAGGAAUGAAGCCACGCCCCAGAAUUGGCGGCUUAGGGUUUUGGUGAGCUCAGAAAGAUCAUCUUUGACUCCACGCGGAGAAGCAGUCGGAUCGUCGUUUAACUGCUGCUCUGUUUCGGGACUGAUAUUGCUCCUAGUACGAUCUUCAUUAGGAUUAGGAGCGCCGUCGUUUGAUUGAUUGUCGUCAGCGUCUUCGUCGUCGAAUUUGAGAGUAUUUGCAAUGGAUCGAGCUAACCAUGACAUUGUGGAAGAUUGGAUUGGGAUCGCCGGCUGUCGGCGCCGAUUAUUUUUGGU
Oldenlandia corymbosa var. corymbosa is the source of this 5305-nucleotide messenger RNA. NCBI's taxonomy places the organism in Eukaryota, Viridiplantae, Streptophyta, Magnoliopsida, Gentianales, Rubiaceae. The record is from the annotation of a GenBank genome assembly.